UGUUUCUUAAUUUUUUUACAAGUUGAUAGCUAUACACUAAAAAAAUAAAUGCUAAGUACACCCCAAAACAUUCAAAUUUAAUUCUAUUUUUUUUCUCAGUUCUAUUAUUUUCCUACAGUAGAGAGGUGAAAUUGACACACUAGAACCAACAUUGUCAUACAGAUUCAAUUCUAAAUCUCUCUCCUACAGAAUGAUAAGAAUUAAGAAAUGACAUGUUAAAUGUGUGACAAACUAGAAAUUAUUGUCCUAUAACUUUUGAAGAGAAGGGGAGGAUUUAGCAUAAAUACUCAAUAUUUGAGGGACGAUUACAUGAAUGGUGCCAAGCUCCGAAGCAAAAUCCGGCGCAUUCGUCGCUAACCAACUAAACUGAAAAUGGCGCUACAAAUCCACACUCCAUCUUCUCCCCAUAAACCCUAUCGUCGCUAUCUUCCAUACACGCCCUUCUUCGUCCUCACCAAAUCCAGAUUCGCUGUUAAAACCCAAAAGCCCAUCGUCGAUUCCGAGCCUGUUGCUGAGCCUCCGCCGCCCAAAAAAGUGGCGGCACCGGGGUAAGGGUUUGGGUCAUCUUCUUCUACCCUCUCACCGCCGGGAAAGUCCACGGAGAAGCAGAAGAGCAAGAGAGAGAGGGCAUCGGUAAUCAGGCGGUCACCGGUUGAGACCCAGCUUUCUUAAGCAAAGAAGAAGAGGUUAAAUUUGAGGAGCAGAGGAGGAAUGAGAGUGCUUUUCCUCUUGCUUGGUUGGGGCUUGGUGGGAUCAUUCUUGUGGAGGGAAUUGUUCUUGCUGCAUCAGGUAUGUGCGUAGGAUUUGGUGAAAUUUGCAUUGGGAUUGGGAAUUUAAACUCGGUUUAGGGGAAAUGAAACUAGAUACGUUGUUUGAUCUUGGGGGAGAAAAAAGAUGACAACUUUUUUGAGAAUUUUUGAACUUCAUAGUAAGCUGCCCUUUCCAGUUUAUUCAUUCAAGAGUUAGAUGAGUUUCCUGGUAAUUUAGUUUAUAUUCGGUAGAGUUCAGUUGGAUUACUGAAUAGUUGUUUCUUGAAGUCAUUAUUAGCCAAAAAUGGACUAAUGUAUUACUAUGGUUUACCUCGUGCCACGUCUUGCAAGAAGAACAAGAGUAAGUACAGUCCAUUGUAAUGAGCAAUUUAAAGCCAAGUUUUUUUAUCAAGCAUUAUCUGCUUGUCAAAACUCUCAAAACAUGCAAUGACUUCCACAUCUAACACGUCUUGAGCCACAGCUUAUCAGGAAAAACCAAGUCACCCUCCAUUAGAGGGUAGACCUAUAGCAAACUGCUUCUCUAGGCUCUUUCAGACUUAACAUCAAUCUCCUUACUGUUUAUAAUAUUUAGUUUCAUCUUAAGCUAACUUAUUUUUGAAAAUUUAUAAUACUUAGUCUCUUUACAGAUGUUAUUUAUUUAGGUAAAAAAACAAAAAAUGAAAAUCAUUUUUAUUUCUCCACAAAAUUGGACAUGUUCAGAUAAGUGAAUUCUAUUAAUACUGGAAGUAAUGUACAUGUUGCUCUGAACCUGAAAUAUAACAUCAUUUCCUUU
Molecule: messenger RNA, 1542 nt
Organism: Rubroshorea leprosula
Lineage: Eukaryota; Viridiplantae; Streptophyta; Magnoliopsida; Malvales; Dipterocarpaceae
Source: the annotation of a GenBank genome assembly